Molecule: messenger RNA, 2151 nt
Organism: Brassica napus (rape)
Lineage: Eukaryota; Viridiplantae; Streptophyta; Magnoliopsida; Brassicales; Brassicaceae
Product: laccase-5
Exons: 6
Coding region: 249-1973 (574 amino acids)
Biological process (GO): lignin catabolic process
Cellular component (GO): apoplast
Molecular function (GO): hydroquinone:oxygen oxidoreductase activity; copper ion binding
Source: RefSeq, a predicted model, not a curated record
GUUGAACCAAGUUCUGGUCUUCAAUAUCAAAACCUAAUUUUCCAACCGCAUAACAACAUUUACUUUUGUUACAAUUCAACUGAUCUAUCCAAGAAAACAAUAAACUAGCUAGAGAAACUAUCCACCAAGUUUAAAAACGUAUUGUCUGUCUCCCUAUAUAACUAAUUCCCACAACACAUUCUCUUUUCUUCCAUACUUUUCAUCUCUAAAGUCUCUCGCUGUAACAGAAUUUUGUAAGAAUCUCAACAAUGAAGAUCAUUAAGAGCUUCUUCUGUUUCAUCUCUUUCGCUGUCCUCUUCAAUCCCAUGGCAGAAGCCAGUAAAGCACACCACCACGAGUUCAUCAUACAAGCAACGAAAGUGAAGAGACUAUGUGAAACACACAACAGCAUUACGGUCAACGGAAUUUUCCCCGGUCCGCAACUUGUAAUCAAUAACGGUGACACUCUUGUUGUCAAAGUCAUUAACCGGGCUCGGUACAACGUAACAAUCCACUGGCACGGUGUGAGACAAAUGCGAACCGGUUGGGCUGACGGACCGGAAUUUGUUACUCAAUGUCCAAUCAGACCGGGAUCCAGCUAUAUAUACCGGUUUACAAUUCAAGGACAAGAAGGUACACUUUGGUGGCAUGCUCAUAGUUCGUGGCUCAGAGCUACAGUCUACGGUUCACUCCUCGUCCUUCCUUCGGCUGGUUCGUCUCACCCAUUCCCAACCCCUCACCGCAACGUCCCACUCCUCCUCGGUGAAUGGUGGGACGCAAACCCGGUUGAUGUGUUGGGAGAAUCGAUACGAACCGGAGCUGCUCCGAAUAUCUCCGACGCUUACACCAUCGAUGGUCAACCCGGCGAUCUCUAUAAGUGCUCUUCUCAAGAUACGACAAUAGUACCCAUAAAUGUUGGUGAGACCAUACUACUACGUGUAAUAAACUCCGCACUGAACCAACCGUUAUUUUUCACGGUGGCUAACCAUAAGUUCACGGUGGUCGGAGCUGACGCGUCUUACCUAAAACCCUUCACCACCAACGUCAUUGUUCUCGGUCCCGGCCAAACCACCGACGCCCUCAUAACCGGUGACCAACCACCCAACCGCUAUUACAUGGCCGCAAGAGCUUACCAAAGCGCACAAAACGUACCGUUUGGCAACACAACCACAACAGCAAUCCUUCAAUACAAAUCCGCCCCUUGCUGCAUCGGCGGAGCCAAGAAGGGUAUUUCCAUCAAACCAAUCAUGCCUCUGCUCCCUGCUUACAACGACACAAACACGGUCACACGUUUCAGCCAAAGCUUCAAAUCACUAAGAAAAGCCGAGGUUCCGACAGAACUCGACGAGAAUCUUUUUAUAACCAUCGGACUCGGUCUCAACAAUUGUCCUAAGAAUUUUAGGUCAAGAAGAUGUCAAGGUCUUAACGGUACACGCUUCACUGCAUCGAUGAACAAUGUUUCGUUUGCUCUUCCUAGUAACUACUCUCUCCUUCAAGCUCACCACCAUAGUAUUCAUGGAGUGUUUACAACAGAUUUUCCGGCGAAGCCUCCGGUGAAAUUUGAUUACACUGGUAGCAACAUAAGUCGAUCUCUCUACCAACCUGAUAGAGGGACCAAGCUGUACAAGCUCAAGUAUGGGUCAAGGGUUCAGAUUGUUCUUCAAGAUACUGGUAUAGUAACUCCCGAGAACCAUCCUAUUCAUCUACAUGGUUACGAUUUCUACAUUGUUGCCGAGGGUUUUGGUAACUUCAACCCCAAGAAAGAUACCGCGAAAUUCAACCUUGAAGAUCCGCCUCUUAGAAAUACUGUUGGUGUACCUGUUAAUGGUUGGGCUGUCAUCAGAUUUGUCGCAGAUAACCCUGGGGUUUGGAUAAUGCAUUGUCAUCUAGAUGCACAUAUAUCUUGGGGACUAGCCAUGGCUUUCUUGGUUGAGAACGGGAAGGGACUAUUAGAGACAAUUGAGGAGCCUCCGGCUGAUUUGCCCGUGUGUUAGGAGCUCAAAAGAAAAAAAACAUAAUAGUUUUCCUGUCAUAUUCAACUGUUUUUCUUUUUGGUAAUAGAGGCACUUGGUUUACUCCUGAGUUAGACUUGAAUUGAACCACACAGGUUUAUUUUUCUCGAAUGUUGAUGUAUUCUUUUGACAUUAUAGUACCAAAUUAAUCAGUGCUAAA